Messenger RNA from Periophthalmus magnuspinnatus, 3613 nucleotides. Its product is annotated as TBC1 domain family member 10A-like. NCBI's taxonomy places the organism in Eukaryota, Metazoa, Chordata, Actinopteri, Gobiiformes, Gobiidae. The transcript is spliced from 9 exons. The record is from RefSeq and is a predicted model, not a curated record. The coding region runs from base 513 to 2117 and encodes 534 amino acids.
AGCGGUCCUGGCGAAAUCUGUCCAUCGCACUCGGGAAGAUGACAGCGAUGGCAGCCACUCUCACUACAGCUGCCUUUAAGCGUUUUAACUGACCCCAGUGCAUGUUAGUCGUAAUGUUCGUGUUGUUAUUUAGAUGUUUGACAACUUGUUGAACAUUACAGUGGUGAGGAAAGAUUUUUUGCUGGGUUGGCACGGGAGACUCAAGUUUACGUUAGCAGCCUUAGCAUGCUAGCAUUAGACUGUUUAGCAUUGAAGAAAAAACUAGCCAGCUAGCAAAGAAACUAUAUUUUUGAUGUUAAGGGCUAAAUAGUGACACAGUUUGCCAGUUUUAAGUCUUUAUCUCGGGUUGUGAAAGUAUAAAGGGUCGGAAAAACAUGGCAAUGCUUGCAUUUGAUCGGGGAGCUUAUGGAGGGAAGUGUUUUUGACUCUGGAUUACUGUCAAACCGCUUGCUGGCAUUUCCUAGCCUGGAUAGCUAACUAAAGCUAACUGUAAGGCUAACUGUCGGGUUAAAAUGGCAAAUAUAGAGAAUGGUCGUCAGUCUGCGGACACAAGAAGUAUCCGGACAGUCAGCAGCAGCCACAUGGACGACGAAAGCUCACUCGGAUCCGACUCUGAGAUCAAUGGAUUUACCAGCGAAAGACAGACCGACAAAUAUGGAUUCAUCGGAGGGGCACAACAGUACUCAGAGGAGUCAGCUCAGGAGGUCCCUAUACAAGUGAUCAGGCAAAGGGAGCUGAAAUGGAUCGACAUGCUAGGCCACUGGGACAAGUGGAUGAUCAAGAGAUUCAAUAAGGUGAGGCUGCGGUGCCAAAAGGGCAUCCCUCCUGCGCUCAGAGGACGUGCGUGGCUCUACCUUUCAGGAGGCAAAGUGAAAAAGGAGCAGAACCAAGGAAAGUUUCAGGAGUUGGAUCAACAAGAAGGCGAUCCCAAAUGGGUUGAUGUGAUUGAGAAAGAUCUCCACCGACAGUUCCCAUUCCAUGAGAUGUUUGUGUCACGGGGAGGACACGGGCAGCAGGACCUGUUUCGUGUUCUUAAAGCAUACACCUUGUACAGACCAGAGGAGGGAUAUUGCCAGGCUCAGGCUCCCAUUGCUGCUGUGUUACUCAUGCACAUGCCAGCAGAGGAUGCUUUCUGGGGACUGGUCCAAAUCUGUGAAAAGUAUCUUCCUGGAUACUAUAGCCCUGGUCUGGAAGCCAUUCAGUUGGAUGGAGAGAUACUGUUUGCAUUGCUGCGUCGUGUUUCUCCGAUCUCCUAUCGUCAUCUGGAGAAGCACAAGAUAGACCCUGUCCUCUACAUGACCGAGUGGUUCAUGUGCGCCUUCUCCAGGACACUGCCCUGGGCCUCUGUGCUGCGUGUCUGGGACAUGUUCCUCUGUGAUGGUGUGAAGAUUAUAUUUCGCGUUGGAUUGGUGCUGCUCAAGUGCAUGCUGGGUACUCGAGAAAAACUGAAGAGCUGCCAAGGCCAGUAUGAGACAAUGGAGCUGCUCAGAGCCAUAGAGCCGCGCUACAUGCAGGAGGGCUUCCUUGUCAGAGAGAUUCUGGAGGUGCCAAUAACUGCCCGAGAUGUGGAAAGGGAACAUCACAGCCAGUUGAAGCGCUGGAAGAAGAAACACGGUGAGCUGAACUUCAAAUCUCCUCCCAGAAUGCACGGUGCACGGAUCAUUAUGCUGGCAGAACCGCCACGGCGACAGGACCUGCUGCAGAUCCCCACUAUCGUCCUGGAGCAGCCUACGCCACAGAUCAAGAAGGGCAAAGAGGAGAAGAAAAGCAAGAAGAAGAGCAUAAAGAAGUCUAAGCCCAUUGAGGAAAUACCCAAUCCGUACCCACUGCCAUCUGACCUCUCACCUCCGCCUUCCGUUAACCCUUCACCCUCUCCUCCAUCCAUUGAAUCCUCCCCUCCACCCCCUGAACCAGUGCCAACUCCACCUGCUCCACACACCAGUGGCCGAAUCGAGACUGUACUAGAGACUGUGCCAGAGACUGAACCAGGACCAACUCUCCAGGUCCCUGCACCCUCAGAGCCUCCUGUUGUAGACCCUCCUUCACCUGCCAAAGAAUCCCACCUCCAGGCCUCCACCCAGAGCCUUAGCAGCAUAGACCAGGACACUUACCUGUAGCUCCUUACUCAAUAGGGUGUGUUCAUAUGACGUCAACUAUAGAUUUAACAAUGGUGUAAGGUGUAAUGAGAGUAUUGAUCAGUUGUGUUUUGAGAGUAAAAAAAAAAUCAGUCAACUCUGACUUUUUGGAUACAUUUUCUGUCUACUUUCUGAGUAAUACCUCCUCUACACAGUAUCGCUGACACCUGCCCUCAAGGUUUUAACAUCUUAAGUCUAAAAUGUGAACACAUCCUAUUAGAAAUGGAAAAGAAUACACACCAGCCAAGCACCAGCGGGUCCCAGUGAUCCAUGUCUUCCAUUCAAGUAUUUUCUAUGAGCUUUUCCAGUGUAGACACCACUCUGCCUGAUUAAUCGGAGGCUUACACUGAAGUGCCAUCGGUGAACUGCUUAUAUGCCACUUUGUUCAAACAGUGCUGAUAUUUCUGCCUUUAUGACACUCUUUUUACAUCAGGGCAGAAAAUUUUUAUGCUAUUGCAAGGGUCUUUUAUUUCAAUUCACUCGUGUAGAGGUCCUAUUCUGACCUUGGUAACAAGUCAUUUCAUGGUCACUAGAUGGCAGCAUUACCCCUUACAUUUCCUGCUAUAAGUGGGUUUUUGUUUCUUUUACUUGGGUUGCGGACCAUUUGUAUGUUGCAAUUAUGGUUUGAAACAGUUAGUUGAUUGAAUUGAUUAAAUCUGCUACAUUCUCAUAUCCUUACUACAUUAUUUAUUUAUUGAAUGGAUAACCUGAUAUUUCUCUGUUGUGCCAAUCCCAGUGGAUGUAGUGAGAGCAGAAGUACACAUUCCUUAGUGGGUGCUACAUUUGGAUUUAUUAAUACUAUAUUUCAUUAACUUACUUGGCCAAAUAAUUUUCAUUUUUGUGCACUUUUUUCUGAGAUAUGUGUUUGCAUUUCACCUGAUUGAUGUCUUGGCUUACCUUAACCUCCCUUUAGUGCCAACCAAGAUCAUCUUUUUUAACUUUUUUGAAACUUUUGCUAGAUUUUCCAAAGUGAAUCAAUAUUUGUCAUAAUUUUGACCGCAACCUGUGACAAUAUUUUAUUACUACAGUAAAGGUGUGGAUUUUUAACAAGUGUUCACUUUUUUUUAAAGCUCUAUUGAGAAAAGACAAUCUUUUUACUUCUCACUGUUUAUUUUAUUAUGGGAGAUUUCAAAAUGGUGAGCACAUGUGUUGUGUUUUUAAAAUGUAUGAAAAAUAUUUUGCAGAAUGCAUGGCUGUCAUUCAUGUUAACAUUGACAACACCUUUUCCUUGCUGCUUGUUUUACAAAUGUUGUUCUACAUUUGCGUUUGCUAUACCUAAUUUAAAGAUGUGUGUGUAAAUUGUAAAAUAUUUUGUAACAAAUGUAUUUUGCUAACCUGAACAGUGGCAUAAACAUUCUUGCAUUUACAGACUGACACUAGACCAAUGAACUUUCCACUCCUCUGUCUGUCAUAUCAGGGUUAUGAAAGCUCCACCUUAUAUACAAGUCAAAUUGUACAAAUAAAAUAGUGUAAAUCCA